Molecule: messenger RNA, 1143 nt
Organism: Ostrea edulis (European flat oyster)
Lineage: Eukaryota; Metazoa; Mollusca; Bivalvia; Ostreida; Ostreidae
Exons: 2
Coding region: 1-1143 (380 amino acids)
Molecular function (GO): zinc ion binding
Source: RefSeq, a predicted model, not a curated record
AUGGCGGAUGUAAACCUGACAUGUACCGUCCAUUCUAAUGACUUGUUACCGCUGUUUUGUAAAGACUGUGACCAUCUCCUGUGUUGUGACUGUAUAACACAUGAUCACGCUGGACAUAAACUCUGUAACGUAUCAGAAGUGGUUGAAUUUCAUCAACAGGAACUGCAAGGGGUUUUAAAGAAUGAAAAGUCAAUACAAUUUCUAGAGAGACUCGUUGUCGAUUCACAGGGAGAGCAGGAUCGGUUAGCUCAGCACACAGAAGAUCUUCUCCGAAAUGUUAUCGACAGAGAAGAAGAAAUCAUUGCAAAAGUGAGAAUUUGGAGGGAAAAUUUGACGGAUAUGAUCAUUCAAUUCAGGGAAGAGCGGGACAAAUAUUUGAAGGAGAAAAAAAAUAUUAUCUCCGCUUUACUCAAAAUGAGAGAAAGAGACAUCCAUCUCGAAUCUGAAAGAUGUAAUCUGGAAAUCAUACGCAUCAAUUGUGCAGUGCGAGGUCUUGUAGACGCAAACGAGUCGUCUAGCGAUGAAACGUCUGAUCUGAUUGGGUUUGAAAUAGGAUCGUCAAGUAGAUAUUUAAAUGAUAUAUUUGGGAAAAUAUCAGAAACGGAAAUGUCAUCAGAUGAAAUUUCUUUCAAUGAGGCUGAAAAAGCAAAGAAGAUGGAAGAGGAUGAAGAGGAGUUCUAUGAUUGUGAGGGUUUACAUAGGUGCACAUUUCGUACAAAAUCAAUAAAAGACAUCAUACCUUUGCAAAACCUUCAAACGUUUCUUCUGAGUUCAGGAUCCAUAGGAACUGAUCCCGGAUCUAGAUUCUGUACGACAGGAAUGACAACAGACAAGCAAAACAACAUCUUACUGGCUGUCCAAAACGACAACGCUAUCCAUCUCCUGGACAAGUCUUUGACAUUCCAGAAACUUCUGAUGACUGCUGAGGACGGUCUAUAUCGUCCCACGUCUGUCGCUCUAGAUAGGGAUGGUUAUCUGUGGGUAGGGUGUGAAAACGGAGAGUUACAUAUAGUGAAUUAUCGAUAUCUACUCAACACGGACAGACAAACAAGACUGAAACGUAAACAGCGGGUCAUAAUAAAAGCCAAGAAUAUGGUACAGUGGCGAAUCGAGAAAUUUCUGAACGGGGACAGGGGGCAGUAA